AUGGCGAGAUAUGAAGUGUACAAUUCCCGAUGUAACAGUUGUGCCACAAAGCUGACAUUUAUCACAAAUUUAAAGGAUUCGUCACCCAACCAGUCCAAGGACAAGUUGGACAUACUUGUCGGAGCAGCGAUGAUUCUGUGCCAGCUGGCAUUUGUUGGCUGUACAAACUUGUACCAGAGAGAAACUAGACAGGUUCUGAAGGAGCUUCUUUCUCUACCAUACUUACCAGCUGAUCAGAAAGUACCAGUAUUCCAAGCCAUGCGUGAACGCAAUGAUGUUGAGAGGUUGGAAGAGUUAUUCAAGUACAUGUCAGACACUUGGAUAAAUAACCCUACCUAUCCAGUUGAAGCGUGGUCGGCAUAUGGACGAGCGGUUAGAACUAACAACGACUGCGAGGGGUGGCACCAUCGACUAAACGGACGGGCAGGUGGAAAGGCCUUGGGCGUCUACGGGCUGGUGGUACUACUCCACAGAGAGGCAGCGGUUGUUCACCUCACAGUUCGACUCAUCAACCUGAAGAGGCUCACGAAACGACAGAAGAAGAGGGCAGCCACAGCGCAAGGACGUGUUUUCAUCCUGUGGGAGCAGCACAGGGAAGGGCUGAAGUCUCCAGAGGAGCUACUGAGGGCAUGUUCCCACAUUCAUGGAAAUGUUGUAGCAUGAGAUUGAUUGUGUUAAACAAACCAUAAGUGUUGGUAUCAUUUGGGGUUAUUACCACAUUGCUGAUAUGUAAUAAAACCUAUUUCAUUUGUUGUAUUUUGCAUUAACUUAGGUCAGGAUAGUACUGAGAAUGAUCUUCAAAUGUAGAAUUUAAACGUUUAAAUGAAAGGCAUAUUGCUUUUACCUUUGAGAACACAAUUUCAGAUUUAAAACUGAACAACAAAAAACUGUUCAGAACCAUUGGUAUGCUUUUCAUUACCAAUCCAUGUUUCAGUAAAAAAAAAAAAUAAUAAUAAAUUUAGGCUAUUAUAGAACCCAAAAGACUACAGAAGAUUUUAAAUUGAGAAUAUUUGUUCAAAUUGGGUCAAAACAAAUAUGAUUUUCCUGGAUUUUCAUUGAGAAUAAUAUACAUUCUCAGUCCAUUUCCUUUGCAGCAUUUUUGAUAAAAAGUGUAAACCCAUAAACUCCAUUAUUGUGCAGAAUAUUUAUUUAUUUAUAAAGAAUAUUUUUCACAUAUUUUUGUGUUUUAAUCUUUAUAUAUAAAUCUGAAUGCAAUAUUAUUCAAAAUUAAUAAGUGAGUUUCCCUCAUUUGCUUUAACAGCUCUUCUUACUGAGAAAAUACUGUAUGUAUUCAAUAUUGUACAUAAUGACCAUGUAUAUAAUUCUUAAUGUUGUAAUAGCUUCAAAAUUAUUCGAUGUAAAUAUUAAAAAAAAGGAAUUUAGGUGUUUUGAUUUUAUUCAUUAGAAUUUACAUAGCAAGCUCUUCUCACUAAGCAAAUACUGUAAAUGUAUAUAAUAUUGUACAUAAUGACCAUGUAUAUAGUUCUUAAUGAGACAGUGUGUAAUAACUUCAAAAUCAUUUGAUGUAAAUAUUUAAAAAAUUAUAUGUUGAAUACGACAUACUCUUGUUUAUUUGUGUGGUCAUUUGAAUAAGAGUGUGAAAUGUAUAGAGGAUGAUAAUUCUGUUACAUGUACAAUGAGUUUAAAAAGAUACCCUGGGGAUAAGGAGAAUGGAAAAAAAAUAGACCAAGAUGGAAAUAAAGAGAGAGGGGAAAAAAAGAGUGAGGGAGGAGGAAGACAAUUGUCGGACCAAAUAUGUUUAUCAUAUAGAAAAAAAAUGCAAGUAUAAUUGAUCAGAGGCAGUUAUACAGUUAAAACACAUAAUGGGCAACCAUCUCUUAUCCUACAUUUUCACAGUAAAUAUCUCACUGUAGGUUUAUCAUUCAAUGUGUACGAUAUAUUACAGAUGAAUAUAAAUAAUGUAUUCAUA
Molecule: messenger RNA, 1930 nt
Organism: Lytechinus variegatus (green sea urchin)
Lineage: Eukaryota; Metazoa; Echinodermata; Echinoidea; Temnopleuroida; Toxopneustidae
Exons: 4
Coding region: 1-663 (220 amino acids)
Source: RefSeq, a predicted model, not a curated record